GAUCCCAAUCGUGUCAAGAUUACCACGAUGCCAGUGAGCGGCCGUGCUGCGGAAGAUAUUGUACAGGAACUCCAGCACUUCGCCGAGAAGGAAGACAAGAUGUGGCAACUUGGCAAAGUGAGUGGCACAGUCUAUUCCAAUAGCGACGAGCACACAUCGUUGAUGAAUCGUGUAUACGCUGCAUACUCCUGGAGUAAUCCGUUACAUCCAGGAAUAUGGCCUAAACUGAAUCAGUGCGAAGGCGAAGUAAUUGCCAUGACGGCCGACAUGUUACACGCGCCGCCAAUUGGAUCGAUGACAUCGGGUGGCACUGAAAGUAUCAUUCUAGCCAUCCGAGCGCACUGGAAUGUAUACGGAAAGCGGCGGGGUAUCAGGCAUCCGGAGCUAGUUUGUGGAACCACUGCUCAUGCGGCUGUCUACAAAGCGUGCGACAUGUUUGGCAUUCGCGUGGUGAGUAUAGAUUGCAAUCACCGACACGAUUCCUUCCAAUUGAACCCAGAUCGCGUUUCCAAAGGUAUCACUUCCAAUACCAUUAUGAUAUAUGCCUCCGCUCCGUCCUAUCCUCAGGGCGUUGUGGAUCCCAUUGAAGCCUUGUCCAAAAUUGCUUUGCGGUACAAAGUCGGCCUGCACGUGGAUGCUUGUCUAGGUGGAUUUGUUUUACCAUUUGUCGAUGAUGCACCCGUCUUUGAUUUUCGAAAUCCCGGUGUCACUAGUAUGAGUGCAGAUACCCACAAGUAUGGAUAUGCUAGCAAGGGCACAAGUAUCGUUCUAUAUCGCGACAACACGCUUAGACAUGGGCAGUACUUUUCCUAUUCGUGGUGGACUGGUGGCUUGUAUUCAACGCCAACCAUUGCUGGAUCUCGACCGGGAGCGUUGUCGGCCUGUGCUUGGGCUGCUCUUGUUUCCCUUGGAAAAGACGGGUACAGGGAACGCUCUCACUUGAUUGUCAACGCGGCCCGGGCAAUUGCCGAUGGAAUUCAAUUAGUGCGUGGUGUAAAAUUGCUCACGCCCAAGCCGUUUAUGGUCGUCUCUUUUACUUCUAAUGAGAUGGACAUUUACAGGAUUCAAGACUACAUGACCAAAGCAGGCUGGAAUUUGAAUGCCCUUCAGUCACCUGCAAGCGUUCACAUCUGCGUUACAUUGAAUGUGGUGCCAAAAGUGGACAGCUUUUUGCGAGAUCUCAAAAUGUCGAUUAAUCAAGUUCGAAAUGAAGGGAAAGGAGGACGAAAGAAAGGCACGGCAGGUGUGUAUGGUACGGUCGGUUCCCUGCCAGCUGGUCCAGUUGAUUAUUCUCUUCGAGCAUUCACGGAUUUAACUCUGGAGCCUUAG
Phaeodactylum tricornutum CCAP 1055/1 is the source of this 1329-nucleotide messenger RNA. RefSeq lists its product with no specific name. NCBI's taxonomy places the organism in Eukaryota, Bacillariophyta, Bacillariophyceae, Surirellales, Neidiaceae. Gene Ontology annotation, cellular component: endoplasmic reticulum. Gene Ontology annotation, molecular function: pyridoxal phosphate binding; sphinganine-1-phosphate aldolase activity. The annotation marks the transcript as partial. The transcript has a single exon. Gene Ontology annotation, biological process: sphingolipid catabolic process; carboxylic acid metabolic process. The record is from RefSeq and is a predicted model, not a curated record.